Molecule: messenger RNA, 3402 nt
Organism: Gossypium raimondii (Peruvian cotton)
Lineage: Eukaryota; Viridiplantae; Streptophyta; Magnoliopsida; Malvales; Malvaceae
Product: probable LRR receptor-like serine/threonine-protein kinase At3g47570
Exons: 2
Coding region: 142-3258 (1038 amino acids)
Biological process (GO): protein phosphorylation; hormone-mediated signaling pathway
Cellular component (GO): plasma membrane
Molecular function (GO): protein kinase activity; ATP binding; protein binding
Source: RefSeq, a predicted model, not a curated record
CGAAAUGUCUUGCCAAUAAUUUUCCUUUUAAUUAUUUUGAUGGAUUGACUCCUUUUUUACUUGCUUAUAAAGAAGGAGCACGUUAGUUUGAUUACGAUUCAACUAGAGAGUUUUAACUUUCGACUGCACAAUCAGUUUCAUAUGUAUUCAAUGGAGAAAUCACGUAUCAAAUUCCUGCUUUGCAUUGUUGCAGUAAUCACCUUGGCGUCUAUGUCCUUCAAACCUGCAAUGGCGGCCAUGGGGAACGAAACAGACAGACUAGCAUUGCUUGCUUUGAAAGAUGAGCUUCUUGGUGGCUCUCACGGUGGUCCGCUACUUUCAUGGAAUGCUUCACUCCAUUUUUGCGAGUGGCAAGGUGUUGGAUGCGGUCAGCAGCAGCAAAGGGUCAUCAGUUUGAGCCUGCCUGGUCUCAAACUCGGUGGCAUCAUAUCUCCAUCAAUAGGGAACUUAAGUUUCCUGAGAGAGGCAAACCUUUUCAACAAUAGCUUGAAAGGCAAUAUUCCCAGGGAAUUUGGCCAUUUGAGACAGCUUCGUUCACUGAAUCUAAGUCGCAAUAAUCUCCAGGGUAACAUCCCUGUAGAGCUCAACAAUUGCUCCAACCUGCAAUUUCUUAAUUUAAGUGACAACAGUUUUACCGGAAAAAUUCCAUUUCAAUUGGGGGAUACUAUGAAGAAUCUGAUUAAACUCUCUCUUGCCCGCAACGAUUUUAUUGGCACAAUCCCAUCUUCGUUAGGAAACCUUUCAUCUUUGGAUUAUCUCCAACUUGGGAAUAAUCAUUUGGAAGGUAAUAUACCCAUUUCUCUAGGCAGAUUAUCAAACUUGAAAAUACUUGUUCUUAGUCGAAAUAACCUCUCUGGAAUUAUACCUCCUUCGUUUUACAAUCUUUCCGCCAUGAAAGAGAUUAGGAUGAGUACAAAUAAGUUACAUGGUGGCCUUGAACCUGAACUGGGUUUUGCUUUUCCGGAACUUGAGAUACUACAUCUCGGAGGCAACCACUUGAGUGGGAGAAUUCCAGUAGCAGUGACUAAUAUCUCUAGCUUGAAACAGUUUGAUAUCCAUUCAAAUGGUUUCAGUGGAUUAGUCCCUGGAGAUAUGGGAAAGUUUCAGAAUCUUGAACUGUUUUCCAUUAAUUACAACGAGCUUGGGAAUGGGGAAGAAGGAGACUUGGAUUUCCUUUCUUCUUUAACCAACUGCAGUCGAUUGAAGCUUUUGGCCAUCCAUAUGAAUAAGCUUAGUGGGGUAUUACCAGAUUCAAUGGCAAAUUUAUCAACUCAGCUUGAAACUCUUUAUAUAGGAGGGAAUCAGAUUUCAGGAAAUAUUCCUGAAGGAAUUGGCAAUCUUGUUAAACUCGCACAGAUUCAUGUAGGGGAAAACUUGUUAACAGGCGAAGUUCCGACUUCAAUUGGAAAGCUUCGAAAUGUUGGACGGUUCGACCUCUCUUUGAAUCGUUUAUCCGGUGAAAUCCCAUCCUGUAUUGGCAAUCUGUCUUUAUUGUCUCAUCUUUAUUUAAAUGGAAACAGUUUUGAAGGAAGGAUUCCGUUGACGCUCGAGAAAUGCAAAAGCAUGCAGAUAAUGGAUCUUUCAACCAAUAAACUCAGUGGUGGCAUACCGGAUCAACUGGUUGCUGGUUUUGAACGUUUGGUUACAUUGAAUUUGUCCCACAACUCUUUCAAUGGUAGCUUUCCAUCAGGUGUUAGUAACUCCAAGAAUCUUGUAGAGUUGUAUGCUGAUAACAACAACUUCUCAGGCGAAAUUCCUGAGAGAUUUGGUGAGAUUUCUGAACUAAGAAUCUUGCACAUGCAGGGAAACUAUUUUCAUGGUAGCAUUCCUCAAUCUCUUGCCUCUCUAAGAGGUCUCGAAAGCUUAGAUCUCUCCAGUAACAACUUGUCUGGCACAGUACCUCUUGAGCUUCGAAAUCUUCCAUUUUUGGUGAGUUUAAACCUUUCUUUCAACCUAUUAGAGGGUGAAGUUCCAGAAGAAGGGGUAUUCAAAAAUAUCAGUCAAUUCUCUAUUGCUGGGAACAAGGAUCUUUGUGGGGGAAUUCCUGAAAUAGAGCUUCCAAAAUGCUUGAACCAGGCAGAAAAGGGAAAACGAAAUGGUUUAUCGACCAAAUCCAUCAUCGUUAUCGUUAUUAGCCUUUCGCUCGCCUUGGCUUCGGUUGCGUUCAUUUCUAUCCUUUGUUGGCGAAAACGCUUUGGAAAAAAGAUGAUCCCUUUGACUUUGGAGCCAGUUAACUUGAUGCAAGUUUCUUACAGGGAACUUGUUCAAGCCACGAAUGGUUUCGCAACCUCGAACAUCAUUGGUGAGGGUAGUUUUGGUUCUGUUUAUAAAGGGUUUCUUGAUCAACAAGAAAACCCUGUUGCAAUCAAAGUUUUGAAUCUUCAAAACCUUGGGGCUGUAAAGAGUUUUGCAGUUGAAUGCAAGGCUUUAAGAAAUGUUCGACAUCGGAAUCUUGUCAAGUUGAUAACUUGUUGCUCAAGCAUAGAUUACCAAGGCAAUGAUUUCAAGGCUAUAGUGCUGGAAUUCAUGGCAAACGGAAGUUUAGAGAGCUGGCUUCAUCAUGAGCAUGAUCAAGAUCACUCAUCACACCAUCUCAACUUUGCUCAAAUGUUAGACAUUGCUAUAGAUGUGGCCAAUGCAUUAGAUUACCUUCACCAUCGUUGUCAAACACCAAUAGUUCAUCGGGAUCUAAAGCCAACCAAUGUUCUACUUGGUGACGACAUGGUUGCACACGUUGGUGACUUUGGCAUGGCUAAAUUCCUUUUUGAUGUUGCAAGUAAUUUGGAUAAUGAGCAAGCAAUUUCCUCAAUCAUUAAAGGGACAAUAGGCUAUCUCGCCCCGGAAUAUGGAAUGGGUGGUUCGACGUCCCCUGAAGGCGAUAUCUAUAGCUACGGGAUUCUCGUCUUGGAGAUGAUCACUAGAAAGAGGCCAACAGAUGACAUGUUUGAUGAUGAGAUGAGCCUCCAUAGUUAUUGUAAGAUGUCAUUGCCAGAAAAAUUGGAGGAGAUUUUCGAUUUUCGAUUGCUUGAACAAAUCAAAGAGAAAAGUCAAAAAAUAAUAGGAGAUCAGAACAUAGAUUGUAAUAUGUUGGAUUGUUUGGUUUCAUUCACUAAUGUGGGUGUUGCAUGCUCUGUUGAAGUUCCUGUUGAGAGAAUGAAGAUUGAAGAUGUUGUCAAUGAAUUGCAUGCAAUUAAGGCAAGACUGCAUGCAAGGAAUCGAAUUGAUCCACAGCAAGAGAUUAAAGAACUAGAAGUUUAACCUAGUUUCGUCCAGGGAGCAAGGCUCACUCAACGCACUAAAAAACUUAUAUUGCAUCGAUAGAAACAGUCCAAGCAGAGUAAAGCGACAAUGUGAAUAUGUGUAAAUCGAUGUGUUGAGCAUGAGAAUAAUGAGAUUGUAAUG